AUGAAUGUUUCCACAUCAACUAUUGAACAACCUCGACGGAAGCCAAAUCAAAGUAUAACUGACUCUGAAGACGCGUCUAUAUUAAAUCUUGGCCGUGAAUUUGACGUCAAUCAAAUUGGACAUGAUGGCAAUGUUUCGAAACUAAUCACUUUAAACUUAUCUGAAACUCGUAUAUUGAUUAAUGCAGUACUCAAGCAGCGAAGGAAAGAGGAAUCAGGGAAACAUUUCAAUGAUGGUGAUAUUAAUGAUAAUGAAGACGAAGAAGAUUUUUCAAAUUCAAAUGAAAAUGAAGAAACUGUUAAAGCUGUUGAAAAUCUUCUAAACUCAGCCGAGAAUGCGGAUCUCCAUCCAUUUGAAGUAGCUCAAUUGGGAUCACUUGCUUUUGAAGAAGCUGAUGAAGCUAAAACUUUGAUCCCCAGUUUAGCUAAAAAGAAGACUGAUGAUGAACUCCAGUUGAUUUUAAGUCAGCUCAACAAAUUAGGUUAG
Molecule: messenger RNA, 486 nt
Organism: Magnusiomyces paraingens
Lineage: Eukaryota; Fungi; Ascomycota; Dipodascomycetes; Dipodascales; Dipodascaceae
Exons: 3
Coding region: 1-486 (161 amino acids)
Biological process (GO): transcription initiation at RNA polymerase II promoter; mRNA export from nucleus in response to heat stress; positive regulation of translational initiation
Cellular component (GO): P-body; RNA polymerase II, core complex
Molecular function (GO): nucleotide binding; translation initiation factor binding
Source: RefSeq, a predicted model, not a curated record